AAAUGAGCUCCGUAUAUAGCCUAUUAAUAAAUGAGGUAAUCAUUCGAAUGGUAAACACAUUUGAUUCUGUUUUGGAUUUGGUUCUUCUAAGCUUAAUUUCGUUAUUUGAUUAUCGCGAUAAAACAAAAAUGACAAAUGAAUCAAAAUCAUCGACUAACAAUAUUCAACAACAACAACAACAACAAGAACAUGAAGAUUUUGGUCCACGUGUUAAAGGUGUAACAAUUGCCAAACCAAUUGUUUAUGGUAAUGUUGCACGUUAUUUUGGACAUAAACGUGAUGAUGGCCAUACACAUGAAUGGAAAAUUUAUCUACGUUUUUAUAAUAAUGAAGAUCCAUCUGGUUAUAUAAAAAAAGUUCAUUUUAAACUGCAUGAUUCAUAUCCAAAUUCGCUACGUGUAUGCGAAGAACCACCAUAUGAAGUUGAUGAAACUGGUUGGGGUGAAUUUGGUGUUGCUAUACGAAUCUAUUUUAAAGAUCCAAAUGAACGUCCAUUAAAUCUAUUUCAUGUGCUGAAAUUAUUUAAAAUUGAACCAGGUGCUGCACCGGAUGGUGGCCCUAUGCCUGUUUUUACUGAUUAUCUUGUUUCGGAAUUUUAUGAUGAAAUUGUAUUCUCUGAUCCAUCAAGAACAAUGUUACGUUUAUUAAAAUCUGCACAACAAUUACCACCAAGUAUUGCAACAAGAUCUGAAACUGAUUUUGAAAAGAAAAAAUCCGAAACAUUACAAUCAUUAAUAUCGGCAAAAAAUAGACUUGGUUCAGAAAUCGAUGAUCUAAAACGUCGUAUCCAGGUUACCAAAGAUGAAAUUGUUAAAUAUCAAUCAAAUGUGAUCUAAAAAAUGAUUGAUUAUGGCGCUAUUAUUUUACUUUGUAUUUUUUUUUCUUUCUAUUUAUCAAUUAAUCAA
Messenger RNA from Dermatophagoides pteronyssinus (European house dust mite), 905 nucleotides. Its product is annotated as YEATS domain-containing protein 4-like. Gene Ontology annotation, biological process: regulation of DNA-templated transcription. NCBI's taxonomy places the organism in Eukaryota, Metazoa, Arthropoda, Arachnida, Sarcoptiformes, Pyroglyphidae. The record is from RefSeq and is a predicted model, not a curated record.